AUGGGCCGACCUUGGGCCUGCGACCCGAAUGACGACAAGGAGCGAGCGAAACGUCUGGAGCUGCUGGCCGAGCGGGCCAAGCGUUUUCGCGAGGAGCUGGGCCGACGCCUCGACGGUGCUCAGAGGGAGGUCGCAACGUCGUCACCACUGAAUGCAGCUGCAGCAGCCGUAGAGCUGAUCGAAGCGUCUGACCCGCUAUUGGCCGGUAUCGAGAACAAGCGGCAUGACGACUUGAUCAGACCAGAGGCACAGCGCCAUGUGACUGCGGUGCCCGAGACCCGUGAGCUCGAGGCAGAAGCAAAUGAUGGGGCCAGGCAUGGCCACUCGGCUUGUUCUGGCAGAGAAGGUGGUUCCCCGGAUGUCAAUUCCGUGCAACUCGCUAUUGACUCCAUGCAGUUGGCACCUGUAUUCGCUGAGAUGGUGUUGAAGCGCCAGUGGCUAGCGUUGAAGGUUCUCCUUGCUGGAGAGGCGUUUCUCGUGCCAUGCCGUGCUGCGAGGGAUGGUGUUUUCGUCUUCAGCCAUAUGUCCUGGCACUCCUUGGGUGCCUUGCACUCAGCCCGACUGCAGCUUGUGGCAUCUCACAGCGACGCGUGUGUACAGUCCAUGCAAGAGCCGAUUGCCUCACAGCUUGUUGUCAUGGCGACGGCUGAAUUGUCACAACAGGUUCGCAAGACGGGCCAUGAGCGCCUAGAAGUGCCUUUGCAAGCUUCCUCAGGGCCGCACGAAAGCCCUCGAUUGGUUGGCAGCAUCUCCGUGACGCUAUCCUUUAGUUCAGAAAACGUCCAAGCCCCUCGUAUGGACGGGUCCUUGGAGCCGAGUGGGGUUCACCUCAAGGUUUGGCUCGAAGACUUGAGGCUGCGGCUUCCUUCCUUGAACGGUGUCUUUGUCGUCUUGAAGUUGGGUCCAGAGCAGGAGGUCGUUGUGCAUGUCUCCAAGCACGGGCAACGAGUAGAAGAAGGUGACUUGAUAGGCCGCCUUGGAUUCAUGGCUGUGGCAGAGCACACUGCUUGGAGCUUCGAUGCUGCUCGAGCUAUCCUGAUAUCCGGCCCGCGUCCUGAGAAGUUGUUCUUCCAAGUUUGGGCUGGGCAAGAGCUGCUUGGCCUUGUAGGCGUUCAAGUACCUGUACUUCAUGAGGAGGCAAUGCGCGACCUCGCACAACGUGGCCGUCCUUGUGUUGAGCUUUUGGCGGUCGAAUUGCCGGUGCAAGCAACCUCCAAUGGUGAGCUGAUUGGCAGCCUUCGUGCUAAGAUUAUGGCAGAGUUCACCUCGCAGAGGCGUGAAGCUGGCCCAAAGGCAGUGGAAGCAGAAAGUGACGAAGGUGAGGAAGGCGACAAGCUGCAGCAGAGGUCGGCUCAGAGCAAGGGCCCCGCUCAAGGAUGCAUAGAGCUGUCGGCGCCGCUGUCAGACAGAGAGGCUGCGACUUGGUUCCGGCAUAUGUUCUCACAUCAGCUUUCCGAAUCCUUGCGGAUUUCCGCUGAUCGCAUACAUAUUUGUCGAGUCGACGGAAGGACGCUGGUCUUCGAGAUCGCUCCCGGGCCCAGACACGAAGCGCCACCCGGGGAUGCCCUCGCCGAGCUGGGGAGGCAACUUGCCACGCGAGAUGCUCCGAUAUGGAACACCAACCUGGCCAAGCUGCUCGCGACAGAUCCGCCGAUGAUGGAUGCACAAGAGCCCAGAGGUGAGCAGAGGUUGGCCUACGCUCCGAGGGCCGCCGUUCCGCUCGUACAGGACCCGAGAGAACCCUGGAGUGCAACAAGGGCUGAGCUGAUGGGAAGCCUUCAGCAGCGCCUCUUCGAAGUGGUACAUGCGUCUGGUGUCGAGGUGAGCAAAGCCUUUGCAGUUCUCGACACGAAUCGCGACGGCCUGGUUGAAAUCACCGAUAUGGUCGCCCUCCUCAACCAUCUUGGACUUCCCCUGCCGGAGGAUGUUCUUCACUUGGCAGAGAAGCUUUCCAACGACGAGGGGUGCCAAGUGGAGUUGUUGGACUUCUGCAGGCGCUUUUCUGCUUGGCAGUCCUGCCGUGUUGCCGACACUUUGCCGCCGGCUCCUGUGCCCUCAGCCUGGGAAAAUCUGCUUCUGCCGCAGGGUGCUCGAGCAGACAGGUGUCUUUUGAUGCCUUCGUUCUUCCUGUACGCAUUGCUGGACCCAGAGGGAACAGGCCGUGUUCCGCCCGAGACGUGGCACUGCACGGCAAGAAGAUGUCUGGGUUUCAGUGCCGAUGCAGCAGCCGCCACGUACGGCUUCUGCGAUCAACAUGGAAUAGGCGCCUUGACCUACCGUGACUUUCGGCGCUACCUGAAGCGUGUGGACGAGCUUCGUGCCCAGCGCCUGCCACCAGAGGCAUGCCUGCCGAUUCAUGCCUUUCGGCAAGACAUCCGUGCCUCUCUAGAGCUGGCAGAUGGCAGCAGCCCAAGUGAGCCCGUGAACCGGCUUGCGGCGGUGGCGGCAUCUUUGGAGCGGCGAGGGCGAGAGCUGGAGCAUGAGGUGACCGUGACUGGGCUUGAGGAGCUUCUGUCGGACCUGCGGCUAGCUCCGGAGGUGGCCGCGCACAUGGUGGAGUGGCAGGCUCAAUCCGUCCAAGCUUCCAAGCUGUCGAAGCAUGGAGUCUCUCACAGCGGCAGUGUGGGCAUCGAGAGGACAAAACCCACCAGCGCCGUUGACCUACCGUGGGUUCCUCUCCUUGUUGCAGCAUGCGCGUGCACUGGUUCAAAGCCAUCUCGAUGGCCUUCUGCGUGCUUGCCUGGCGGCUGGCGUCGACUUGCAAGCGGUUCUCGGCUUUGCGCUGCUCCGGCCGAACCAGGCCGAAGCUUGCAGUUUUUGUUUGCUCUUUUGUUUCACGUCCAUGUGUUUUUCGCAGCCAUUGGCGGCCAGUUGCAGCCUGCAGUUUACAGAUUUACAGAUGCUUACAGAGCGGCUUGCUCGCAGUUUCGAAUCUGUUUGCUGACUGUGGCGUUGCCCUUGCUUGCACAGGCGCUGUCCGCGGAAGAGCUUGCUGGUGCUCUGGUCGCGGCCGGAGUGGACCUGAAGUCUGUGGAUCCCCAGGACUACUGCAUGCUUUCCACUUGUGUUCAAUAG
Molecule: messenger RNA, 3075 nt
Organism: Symbiodinium natans
Lineage: Eukaryota; Dinophyceae; Suessiales; Symbiodiniaceae
Source: the annotation of a GenBank genome assembly